Messenger RNA from Juglans microcarpa x Juglans regia, 509 nucleotides. Its product is annotated as NADH dehydrogenase [ubiquinone] iron-sulfur protein 5-B-like. The record is from RefSeq and is a predicted model, not a curated record. The coding region runs from base 94 to 348 and encodes 84 amino acids. Gene Ontology annotation, biological process: mitochondrial respiratory chain complex I assembly. The transcript is spliced from 2 exons. NCBI's taxonomy places the organism in Eukaryota, Viridiplantae, Streptophyta, Magnoliopsida, Fagales, Juglandaceae.
AAACGGCACAAAAGAAUCACAGCCGGAGGCUAGAGCUUGUUUACCCCUAAACACCGUCGCAAAAUCCAAGUUUGAAAGGGAGAGUGAGAGAGGAUGGCGUCGGGAUGGGGUAUCUCAGGGCACAAAGGCCGAUGCUACGAUUUCUGGGUGGACUUCAGCGAGUGCAUGUCUCGCUGCCGUGAGCCCAAGGACUGCACUCUCCUCCGCGAAGACUACCUCGAGUGCCUUCACCACUCCAAAGAGUUCCAACGAAGAAAUCGGAUCUAUAAGGAGGAGCAGCGCAAACUGCGAGCGGCUGCACGGAAUGCCAAAGAUGGUAAAGAGGGUGUUGACAAACAUCAUCAUUAAUUCUGCCCAUAAUUGGUCAUUUUCGUAGAUUCAAGAAUAAUGAUCGUACGAAGAUGUUGUAUCCAUAAGUUGCUUAUAUUAUUUUGUUUUUGUUCAUCCCGGAUGCUGUGCGCUUCUUUGGUACGUGCAACAAGAUAAAUAUCAACUUGUUUUUUGCUUGA